AUGCCACCAAAACGCGCGCGCAAGUCGAACGCGUCUACGCCGGCACCAGCCGUCGACGAGCCACUCCCCGCCGACCGGCUCAACUACGCCGAUACACCGCGCCCGUUCAAGGCGCGCAACUUUGUCUCCAAGUUGCCGCAGCGCACCGCAUCCGCCGCGACGACGGGGUUUAAGCGUAACGUUAAGCAGAUUCUUACGCUCGAGCGCGAACGUGUUGGCGGCGGAGACGGGUUCCUCAGUGCCGCGCAGACUGCUGCCAAGGCUAGGGGAGAGCCGAUCGAACCCGCCAAGAAGAAGAAGAAGGAGAAUCCCGUCGGCAAGAAGAAGAUGCCUCGUCGUAGUGGGUUUAGCACGCCCAUGACCCUUGACGACGAGAGCGUCAUGAGCGGGACGGCGACGCCAUUUGAGGACGACGAGGAGGUCGAGGUCGAGGCUGUUGAGGGGGGGAAGGAGGUCAUCACUUACCACACUCCUUCUGCGCCACCGUCCCUCUUCCCCGCAAAGAAGUACUGCGACAUCACGGGCCUGCACGCGGCCUACACUGACCCCCGAACUAAGCUGCGUUACAAGGGGCUCGAGGUGUGGGGCAUCGGCCCCGGCGUUGACCAGUCGUACCUGGCGCUGCGUGGCGCCCAGACGUCACUCAAGUAA
This is a messenger RNA of Cutaneotrichosporon cavernicola, 651 nucleotides long. RefSeq lists its product as uncharacterized. NCBI's taxonomy places the organism in Eukaryota, Fungi, Basidiomycota, Tremellomycetes, Trichosporonales, Trichosporonaceae. Gene Ontology annotation, biological process: chromatin remodeling. Gene Ontology annotation, cellular component: Ino80 complex. The coding region runs from base 1 to 651 and encodes 216 amino acids. The transcript is spliced from 4 exons. The record is from RefSeq and is a predicted model, not a curated record.